Molecule: messenger RNA, 1895 nt
Organism: Falco peregrinus (peregrine falcon)
Lineage: Eukaryota; Metazoa; Chordata; Aves; Falconiformes; Falconidae
Gene: METTL9
Product: methyltransferase 9, His-X-His N1-histidine
Exons: 5
Coding region: 406-1371 (321 amino acids)
Molecular function (GO): protein-L-histidine N-pros-methyltransferase activity
Source: RefSeq, a predicted model, not a curated record
GUGCCCGCUGAGAGCGCGGCGGAGCCCCGCUGAGGGGGUGCCCGUGGGCGGCCGCCGCCGGUGACCGGAGCGGGGCGGGAGGAGGGUGCCGACGGCGGGGGCGGGCAGCUGCCGCCGCCAGCUGCCCCGCUCGGGUUUGAAAGCGGCGCCCCACGGCCCCGCCCGCUCCGUGAUUGGCGAGAGAAAGGGAGGGAGCGGGUGCGCGCCAGGCCCCGGCGUGUCGCAGUGAAGCCGUCCGGCCGGGCCCCGCUGCCGCGGCGCCGCGCGUUCCGCCCCGAGCGUGUGUGCGGGGCCCCGGAGGGGAGCCGUGCCGAGCUGGGCGAGUUGCGUGCUGCCGGCGCCGCCGCUGCCAUGGAGAGGGGAGGCGGCGGCAGCGGGAGGGGGUGACUCCGCGCCCCUUCCCCGAUGAGACUGUGGCUGGGCUGGCUGGGCUGCUACACCCUGUUCCUGUGGGUGCUGAGGAGGAGGAUGUGGUCUGGCCCUGCCAGGUACCUGAGGAGCCCUUUAUCCAGGUCCCUCUACGUGAAUAUGAUGGGCAGCCACAGCCAGCCAGCCCCGGGCGCCAGGGAGAACCACCAGUGGUAUGUCUGCAACACAGAACAGUUGUCUGAAUCCCUUCAGCCUAUUUUUGUCCAGAGUUACCUUGACCAAGGAACACAGAUCUUCUUAAACAACAGCAUUGAGAAAUCAGGCUGGCUGUUUAUCCAGCUCUAUCACUCUUUUGUGUCCUCAAUUUUUAGCCUCUUUAUGUCUAGAACAUCUAUCAAUGGGUUGCUUGGAAGGGGUUCAAUGUUUGUGUUUUCCCCAGAACAAUUUCAAAGACUGCUUAAAAUAAAUCCAGAAUGGAAGUCCCACAGACUUCUUGAUUUAGGGGCUGGGGAUGGAGAAGUCACAAAAGUCAUGAGUCCUCACUUUGAAGAAAUCUAUGCCACUGAAUUGUCUGAAACUAUGAUAUGGCAGCUUCAGAAGAAGAAAUACAGGGUGCUUGGUAUAAAUGAGUGGCAAAACACAGGAUUUCAGUAUGAUGUUAUCAGCUGUUUGAAUUUGCUGGAUCGCUGUGAUCAACCACUGACUGUAUUAAAAGAUAUUAGAAGUGUACUGGAGCCAACUAGAGGCAGAGUCAUUCUAGCAUUAGUUCUGCCAUUUCACCCCUAUGUGGAAAAUGUAGGUGGCAAGUGGGAAAAACCCUCAGAAGUUUUGGAAAUCAAAGGGCACACUUGGGAAGAACAAGUGAAUAGCCUGCCAGAAGUUUUCAGUAAAGCUGGUUUUGCCAUAGAGGCUUUCACCAGACUGCCAUACCUCUGUGAAGGUGACAUGUAUAAUGACUACUAUGUACUAGAUGAUGCUGUUUUUGUCCUCAAGCCAGUGUAAGCGUGUAUGAAGUGAAUCUUCAGAAUCUAACACAAGAACCAGCCUCUGAAAGAGGGGUUUGAUUUAUGGUUACUUAAAGGGAGGGAAUUCGGGGACUGCCAUGCUAAAUAAAUACCAUGUAAGAAAUUUAAAGGCCAAAAUACUAAUGUAUUUCUUUGUAGUGCGAUUAGGAAAAAAAGGUUGUUUUUUAAACAGACUCUUCAGUUGAGAGUUUCUUUUUUACCAGCUCUUAAACCAACAAUGCAUUUUGCAAUCCAGCAGUAAUGGGGGAUAUUUUUUUUUAUACUUACCUGCAACAGGGAUCAGAUCCAAACAAAAGCAAUAGUCCUAAUAAUGAUGAAACUGAUACAAUGUGAACUGUUGUUAAAGAAAUCAAGAGAAAUCUGGCAAUAAAGUUACCCAUUCAGUUCAAGCCUUGUUGAAUAUAAACUGUUGAAAUGGAUGUUCUUCCAUGCUGUUACUUUCUCUCUUACUGUCAUUCUUCACAUGUUUUUAAUCAUGCUAAUAAACUUUUUUUGAGAUGA